AUGGCGGCGGUCGGUCUACACCGUGCGACGAUGGCGGCUUGGAUUGAUGGAGGUCAAGUCCUAGAUAUGCGGCACCCUGACAACAGAGAGAACUUCGUACCCCUUAUUCCUGGUAGUCUGUUUAUCAACAAUAAAAUAAAUUUUCGCAAGUCGGACAAGUAUGCUUUGUUAAUCGAAAAUGCAAGAAGCGUAAAAGACAUAAGAAUAAAAGAAAAAAUAAAGUCUGAUCAUGCUGGAAACUAUGAAGAUGAGUUGUGUGAUUUUGAUUUAUCAAAUAACAGGCUAGAUCGCAAUCCAAGGGGGUUCUUGGCCGGAAACUGGAGAAGCUUUGCAGGAAACUGGAGAAGCUUUGCAGGCCAGAACUAUUUCGACUCUAACGGGUUAUUUCUCUCUGUACUAUGGUCUGGGCCGCUAUUGGUGAUUGUACUAUGGAAAAGGGCUGAGCUCAGGCAUCGUGCAAGAACAGCUCAUAGUAAAGAGGAGUGA
Striga asiatica is the source of this 486-nucleotide messenger RNA. NCBI's taxonomy places the organism in Eukaryota, Viridiplantae, Streptophyta, Magnoliopsida, Lamiales, Orobanchaceae. The record is from the annotation of a GenBank genome assembly.